Messenger RNA from Nematolebias whitei (Rio pearlfish), 929 nucleotides. It is a transcript of the gene snapc5, whose product is annotated as small nuclear RNA activating complex, polypeptide 5. Gene Ontology annotation, cellular component: nucleus. NCBI's taxonomy places the organism in Eukaryota, Metazoa, Chordata, Actinopteri, Cyprinodontiformes, Rivulidae. The record is from RefSeq and is a predicted model, not a curated record. Gene Ontology annotation, biological process: transcription initiation at RNA polymerase III promoter; transcription by RNA polymerase II. The transcript is spliced from 4 exons. The coding region runs from base 167 to 514 and encodes 115 amino acids.
CCAUCACAGGAACCAAACUUUAGCUAGUAGCCUGUAGUGUAGCGCAAAGCCUUGAUCUGAGCUUUUGACAUAAAUUCACCGUAUCACCGACUUUAAUGCUGCUAUGAAGCUUUAGGCGCAGUUAAUAAAAAGAGUCUUUAGGAAUGGUCUGAUUGGAGCAGGAAACAUGCACAGCCGUUUACAGGAGCUGAAGAAGGAGGAGGAGACGCUCCUCAAAAUCAAAGUGAUGCUGCAAGACCAACUGAACCGCUUGAAGUUUGAAGAAGGGGCAUUGAAGUCCAUCAUCAAUGCCCAAACAGAAGAAGGAGCCUCCCAGCGAUUGUCCCCUGAAAGUGAGGUCAACGUUAAUCUGGACGAUGAAAGCGAGAUCAAUCGAACCAAACUCUUGUUGAAUUCUGCCGUAGACUAUGACAUGGAAGAAGAAGAAGAGGAGGAAGAUGAUGAAGAGGAGGAGGAGGAAGAUGACAACCCUGAGUUUGUGCCUGAGGAGUAUGAGGAAGACGACGAUUACUGAGAUUUAGGAUGUCCGUAUUAACACCACUGAAGAACAGGAACUCUGUUAACAGGCACCAUUUUAUUAGUAUUAUGAGUCAAAAUAGGUUUAAUUUAUUUGAAAGGUGUAACAGUUACAGUGUAGCGUGUGGUGCUAGCAGUGAGCUCGUUCUUCCUGAUUUAAUUUGUCAUCUUGAUAUCUAAUUUUAGUACGGUAGUCGUGUGUGAAAGUUACUGGGAAAUGUCACACUGGUAUGCAGUAUUAUUAGGUGCUUAUACUGUAGCUUCCUCAACAUGUAGUGCAUUAUGAGGAUAGAAAACUAAGAUUUCACCGAAGAAUCAGAACUUUGAUGUUGAGAGAUGUGUCUAAUGAACAUUUGUGGCUGGGCCAUAAAAUAAGUUAAAAUGUCUGCAUUAUGUAUGAAAGAAGAACUGUA